Messenger RNA from Arabidopsis lyrata subsp. lyrata, 584 nucleotides. Its product is annotated as protein RADIALIS-like 4. Gene Ontology annotation, molecular function: DNA-binding transcription factor activity. The transcript has a single exon. The coding region runs from base 144 to 377 and encodes 77 amino acids. The record is from RefSeq and is a predicted model, not a curated record. Lineage: Eukaryota; Viridiplantae; Streptophyta; Magnoliopsida; Brassicales; Brassicaceae.
UUAUAACCCCACACAUUGCUUUUCUCCUCCUACAUAUAAGGAGCUCCACACUCCCUCAAACUAAACCAAUUCAAAUCAUCUCUAUUCGUCAUCAAUACAAACCAACCUUCUCAAUUCCUCACUUUUGAUCCACAUUUUCACUAAUGGCUUCCAGCUCAAUCAGCAACUCAUCAUGGACAGCUAAAGAGGACAAGCAAUUCGAAAUGGCGUUGGCAAAAUAUGACAAGGAGACUCCUGACCGUUGGCAAAAAAUUGCAAGGGCAGUUGGUGGAAAAUCAACUGAAGAAGUAAAGCGACACUAUGAAUUGCUUAUUAGGGAUGUGAAUGACAUUGAGUCAGGACGCUAUCCACAACCUAGGUACCGUAACACUAAUUGAGGCCAUUAAUAAAAUGCCUUUAUAUCAAGAAGAUGACAUUUGAGAGAAUCUAUAAAGAACUAAGAAUUCGAUGUAUUGCUUAAUGCUUAUAGUCUAUUGCCUUUUUUUGUUUUUUUUUUUUUUUUUUAAAUUUCUGUUUGGUUUUCAACUAUGUAAUAAUCUCUCUCAAUUUCCAUCCUAAUCUAAUCCAAUCAAUUUAAGUUCAUA